AGAAAGUUCACACUUCAACUUGCUCGUUCUUUUCUAAUCCUGCCGCAGCAACUACAUCAACUCCUGCGCGCCAGAUUUUACGCCAUCAACAAAAUUAUCUACAUUUCGAAUACUACACCGAGCCGUUUUGCGACAAGCCCGUAUAUAUCACAAUGUCUUUCGUACUGCCACACUUGGAGACCGGCUGGCACGUCGACCAAGCUAUCCUUAGCGAAGAAGAGCGCCUGGUAGUCAUCAGGUUUGGCAGAGAUGGCAGCAGUGCGUGUAUGCGACAAGAUGAGGUGCUCUACCGCAUCGCCGACAAGGUCAAGAACUUUGCAGUCAUCUACGUUUGCGACAUCGAGAAGGUCCCCGACUUCAACACAAUGUACGAGCUUUACGACGAGUGCACCCUCAUGUUCUUCUUCCGCAACAAGCACAUGAUGAUCGAUCUGGGCACCGGUGACAACAACAAGAUCAAGUGGGUGCUGGAAGACAAGCAGGAGCUCAUCGACAUUAUCGAGACGGUAUAUCGGGGUGCGAAGAAGGGCCGUGGUCUGGUGGUCAGCCCCAAGGACUAUUCCACGAGACAUCGGUACUAAGGUGGCUGGACAUGAGGUAAAGGGCUUGGCUUUGGGGAGAGAUUGUGGCUUACGUUUAGGAACCAACGGUCUCUGGUUACUUUGGGCGAGGUGGCGAUAUUGAGGCAGUUGGAGAUAUACCCGGGAUCAUGAAAGGCAAGCAGGAAUGAUUCAGUCAAGAUAGCGGAAGAAUGCUAAUGCUUUCAGAAAAAUGGAUGAGGUCUCCCCCCUGGUGCAGAUUGCUCGCUACCCUUUCGAGUAGGUAAGCCGUAGGUCUAUGCUGAGAUGCUGACUUGGCGCAUGUUUGGAGUUGCAGCACAGUCUUGGCCUGGAAGAAGUGUGAGUCCUCACAACUUUGCAUCCUCAAGGUAUUGUAUGACGAUAAACCAUUGGAAUGUAGUGAAGCGCAUUUACAUGUGCCCCCAAAUAAUAUCCAUACAAGUUCUUAUCACGACCUUCUCGCGGGGGAUCGC
This is a messenger RNA of Podospora pseudocomata, 1033 nucleotides long. Its product is annotated as Dimethyladenosine transferase. NCBI's taxonomy places the organism in Eukaryota, Fungi, Ascomycota, Sordariomycetes, Sordariales, Podosporaceae. The coding region runs from base 153 to 581 and encodes 142 amino acids. Gene Ontology annotation, cellular component: U4/U6 x U5 tri-snRNP complex; U5 snRNP; spliceosomal complex. Gene Ontology annotation, biological process: mRNA splicing, via spliceosome. The record is from RefSeq and is a predicted model, not a curated record. The transcript is spliced from 3 exons.